Messenger RNA from Otolemur garnettii (small-eared galago), 1440 nucleotides. It is a transcript of the gene ASB16, whose product is annotated as ankyrin repeat and SOCS box containing 16. The record is from RefSeq and is a predicted model, not a curated record. Lineage: Eukaryota; Metazoa; Chordata; Mammalia; Primates; Galagidae. Gene Ontology annotation, biological process: intracellular signal transduction; neuronal action potential; negative regulation of delayed rectifier potassium channel activity. Gene Ontology annotation, molecular function: transmembrane transporter binding. The coding region runs from base 63 to 1424 and encodes 453 amino acids. The transcript is spliced from 5 exons. Gene Ontology annotation, cellular component: membrane; axon initial segment; synapse.
GGGUAGGGUGGCUCUUCAUAUCAAGGGUGGUAGCCACUGCCUGAACCCCUGAGCCCCUUCCCAUGGCAAGAGAAACCUUCCCUUUCACCUCCUCCACAUUGCGCUCUCUCCGCCUGCAGCAAGAGUGGCUGGAAUGGGACGACCGGCGGCGUGCUGCUGCCCAGCAGAGCCGAAGCCACAGGUGCCCCUUAAGUGCCCAGGCCCGACUCACAAGGCCCCGCCACACCUGCCGAGACCCAGCUGUCCACAAUGCCCUGUUCUCUGGUGACCUGCAACAGGUCCAAGCCCUGUUCCAAGAUGAAGAGGCUGCCAACAUGAUUGUGGAGAUGGUGAGCAACCAGCUGGCCUGGUCGGCUGAACAGGGGUUCUGGGUGCUGACCCCCAAAACCAAGCAGACGGCACCCCUCACCAUCGUUGCAGCCCGAGGCUACACAGACUGCGCACGCCACUUGAUCCUGCAGGGAGCUGAGCUGGAUGCCCGGAUCGGGGGCCGAACUGCGUUGCACGAGGCCUGUGCCCAGGCCCAGCCUGACUGUGUGCAGCUGCUGCUGACCUUCGGUGCCAAGGCUAAUGUGCUGUCUGAGGAGGGCACGACCCCCUUGCACCUCUGCACGACCCCUGAGUCCUUGCAGUGUGCCAAGUUGCUGCUGGAGGCUGGAGCGAAGGUGAACCUGGUGGAAAGCGAGAGAGACAUGACGCCUCUCCAUGUGGCUGCAGCGCGUGGCCUGGACAAGCAUGUGGCUCUCUACCUGGAACAUCGGGCUGAUGUAGGCCUGCGCACCAGCCAGGGUGAGACGGCGCUGAACGCGGCUUGCGCGGGAGCUGAGGGUCGGGGUGAAGGCGGGCAGCACGAGGCCGUAGCACGUCUGCUCCUGAAGGCCGGAGCUGAUGCCCGGGCGGCCGGGCGCAAGCGUCAUACGCCGCUGCACAAUGCCUGUGUCAACGGCUGCGGGGGCCUGGUCGAGCUGCUACUGAGCUACGGGGCCUGUGCCAGGGUCCGCAACGGGGCAGGCCACACACCCAUGGACUGCGUGCUACAGGCCGUCCAAGACAGCGCCAACUCGGAGCCUGAGGUCCUCUUCACCGCACUGCUGGAUUACGGGGCCCAGCCUAUGCGUCCUGAGAUGCUGAAACACUGUGCCAACUUCCCUCGGGCCCUGGAAGUCCUGCUUAAUGCCUAUCCUUGUGUCCCAUCUUGUGAUACCUGGGUGGAGGCAGUGCUUCCAGAGCUGUGGCAGGAGCACAGCGACUUCUACAGCUCAGCCCUGCACAUGGUAAACCAGCCAAGGCGACUGCAGCACCUGGCCAGAGUGGCUGUGCGUGCUCAGUUGGGUAGCCGCUGCCGGCAGGCUGCUGCCUGGCUCCCGCUGCCUCCAAUCCUCAGAGACUACCUACUACUGCGCGUGGAGGGACUCAUCCAGUGAGCCCCAUGCCAGACUG